This is a messenger RNA of Grosmannia clavigera kw1407, 1446 nucleotides long. Its product is annotated as endo-rhamnogalacturonase f. The transcript has 6 exons. NCBI's taxonomy places the organism in Eukaryota, Fungi, Ascomycota, Sordariomycetes, Ophiostomatales, Ophiostomataceae. The coding region runs from base 1 to 1446 and encodes 481 amino acids. The record is from RefSeq and is a predicted model, not a curated record. Gene Ontology annotation, molecular function: polygalacturonase activity. Gene Ontology annotation, biological process: carbohydrate metabolic process.
AUGAGGCUUUUUACGCUACUUGGCUGUCUACCGUUCCUGGGUCUGGCAACUGCCCAGCUGAUCGGCCCUGUGGGUCCUACAACGCCACUACACGAGAAGAGGCGGAUAUGCAAUGUGCUGGACUUUGGCGCUGUCCCGGACAACUCCACUGAUGUGGCUGAUGCCCUCGAGUCUGCCUUUAACUACUGCGUGCUUCGGCAUCCGGGCAGCCGUCUGGUGAUCCCGGAAGGGUCGUACCUUUUGAACCGGUCUGUUGUCCUCAGCAACGCAACAAACUGGGCUUUCCAAGUUGAUGGGCUCAUCAGUCUCGGAUACGGAGGAAAUUACACAGUUGCACGUGAGUUGGUCCUGCAGGGCUAUGUUGGAGCAGACGUGCUAAACAGCACCAUCAACGGCGAGGGUGACGGUCACUUCUUGAUAGACGCUCUGGUCAUUGUCAAUCCGGUCGACUUUGAGUUUUACUCCGAAACAGGAAGAGGCGCUUUCCAGGGACAAGGCUAUCUCUGGCGCAAUGCGAACAACACUGAUCGCCCACGCCUGAUCCGCUUGGUCUCGCCCAUCAAUGCCGUCGUGCACGACCUGAUCUUGGUGGACAGCCCCAAGUUCCACAUUGUGCUUGACUUUGUCGAGAAUGUCGAGGUCUACCACAUCACCGUGCGUGGCGCUAAUCUGGGCUCAUACGACGGUGUCGACAUCAUCGGCACCAACUACUGGGUCCACGACAUCGAGGUCACCAACCGGGACGAGUGUGUCUCGGUUAAGAGCCCGCCUAAUCAUGGCCUGGCAGAGGACUUGGUUUACAACCAGGCUGGCUCCGGCGUCUCCAUUGGCAGUCUGAAUCACGCACGGAACAUUAGCAUUAUCGGGGGAAACAACAUCGCCUUUAUCAAGACCUACCCAGGCGGUUCCGGCUACGUGACCAACAUAACCUUUGAGAAUUUCCGUUCCAAAGCGUCUCAGUACGGCCUCAACAUCAACCAGUACUGGCAGAACAAGAACGAACCCGAUACCGGCUCGGUGGCCCUGAGCAACCUCAUCUUCAGAAACUUUUCCGGUUCUGUGGUCAAUGGCGUCAGGAGACCCCCUCUUUACCUAGUGGCCAAUGAUCUGACCUUUGCUCGGAAUGUGACCGUUGAGGACAUCUCCAUCUGGACCGAGGCCAACGGCUACGUCGUGAACACGAUUUCAAAAGUCUUUGGCCAGGGCGACGACUCGUACAGCCCCAACGACGGUCUGAAGACACUUGGCGUUGGUGAGACACCGACGCCAUAUACCACCGCCAUUACCGUGACGGCGACCCCUACGGGCUGGACGUUGCCUCCUUCGCCAACCUGGGCAGUUCCUGACACGGGCUACGGCACCAACAUCCCAAUUCCUGUAUACGAGCCAACUCCACUAUGGAGGCCCUAUGGAGAUUACAGCUUGCAUUAUUGGGGCACUUUUUAG